This is a messenger RNA of Seminavis robusta, 1982 nucleotides long. NCBI's taxonomy places the organism in Eukaryota, Bacillariophyta, Bacillariophyceae, Naviculales, Naviculaceae. The record is from the annotation of a GenBank genome assembly.
GCUUACUCUUCUUUCAUCCUGUCCCAAGCCGAGGCGCCGAGACCCUCGAUUGGGAGUGAUCCGCUCACUGAUUGAAACCUUCCAUUGAUUUGGUCCUUUUGCUUCCAAUGAUGGUUAUUACCCUCCACUGAUUGAAUCCAUGGGCGGAAGGAGAUGCCGGAAUACGACAACGACGCUGGAUGGUCCUGAAUAAAUUGAAUUGAACUAAUAUCUGAGACAGAAUUUGAAAGAGAGAGCGCGCCAUGGACCACCAAGAAAGACCAGAUCCUUUGGCGUCAACGGCAUCUCCUUCACCCGCAAAGGCGGAAAAAGGACGCAAGAAACAGUCCCCGGCUCAACCAUGGAAGAAACCCCCUGGGUUUCCCAAGCGUUAUUUGUCAGCUUAUAACUUAUUCUUCAAGCAAGAGAGGGAGCGGCUGUUGAAGAACAAGCCAGGAUCAGAAGGGGGGGAAGGACCUGACGGAGACGAUGCUAUUCCAAUGAAACCUGAGCUGCCGGAUCCCAAUGCCCCCAAGGCAAAGGGACCAAGAAAACAUGCUAGAUCAUCUGGUAUUGGUUUUGCCAACUUGGCAAGGAUAGUAGCCAAAAAAUGGAAAACCCUUGAUCCUGCUUUAAAAGCCCCUUUCGAGGAGGUUGCAAAUAGGGACAAAGAGCGAUACAAGAAGGAAAUGGUCGUGUGGAGAGCUCAGCAAGAAAAAAAGAAACAAUCCAAGGAAAACGGGUCACGAGGGGAAAAUGGUGGAGAUACUAAAGUCAGUGCUAUGCAACAUGGGGAUCCAAAAGCAGAUCCAUCCCUAGUUCCAGACAUAUCGCACGCUCAACCCGACGCUGCUCAACAUGGCCAUGAGUCGUUCCACCCAAGCAGUCCAGGAUCGGAAGCACGUCUACCUGGAAGACAAUCAAUGCCCCCAUCCCAACAUGACGCACAUCUAUCAGCCUGGAAUAACUAUGGUGCACCCCCGACGCAUGACAGGAGUCUGUAUGCAAGGGAGGCAGAUAGGCAUCCACCAGGGAGUGCGCGGUACAUGGAAUAUGACCGACCAACGAGUGCCUUUUCUCCAGGGCCAGGAGGUCGCAGGCCAGAGGAAGACUACUAUCGCUAUGCUUGGUGGGAUGGAUACGACUACCGCUAUGAUCAUCGGUAUGAUCGAAACUUCUAUGCCCCGCCGUACGCCAUGCCUUACCACGCGCAGGGACGCCAAAUGCCUGGGAUGCACUAUCGCGGUCCUGAUGCCGGCCGCCCAAUGCCAAUGAGACAUAUCCCACCGACAAGCUCCCCUUACCCACAAAAUGGCCUAGGUUCUAGCAGUUUUGACGGAUACUAUCCACAACCACCACCGCCGCCACCUGGUCAUCAUCCGACAGCGCAACAACACCCCGACAAUCUGCCAUCGCAACGAAAACACUAUGCCCAACCACCAACCUAUCCGCCACCUCCAAGCCACGGGAAGAACCGUGGAACUCCACCGCAAGCCUACCAUGCUCGGCAACCUAACAGCCCGGAUUCCGAAGAGACAUGGCAGCGCCCAGCGUCGCGAGAUCACUUCGAGCCUCCAGGAAACGAACCAACGUCAGCUGCAAGUGACAGCAAACGGGCUGCAAUUGCAGCAGCCCCGAGUGACUCUUCACAACCUCUUGCCCUCAAGCAUCAAGAUGGAUCCGAAUUUGAGACUGUGGAAACUAACCUCGACAACGACACAGUGGAUUUCUUGACAACACUGGAGCUCGAGUGAAUCUUGACUAUUAUUCUUCCUAUGCACGCUACAAUUCUUUCAUAAAGCGCUACUACGCGCCACUUCAACUCAUACCGCACCAACAAAGUAUCGCAAUUCGCGAGCACAUCAAUAAACUGAGGAUUCGUCCUCGUUCAGUCUAUUCAUAACCUGCUGAAGCCCCUUCGUGGGAGCUUCAUAACCUCGUUCACAACUCAUAACUUAUCCCAUAACGCAUAAUCAUAAAUCAAUACUAACCCAUACCGUAGC